UGUUGGAACAAUAAUAAAGGAAGAUGACUUCAGUCCUGGAGAAACCUGCAAAUGGCACUUUAAAAAACAAAACCAAAUCAGCCAAAGAAAAGAAGGAGGAGAACGAGAAAAAUCAAGCAAUUCGGGAGCAGGAGCUCUGGGAGAAGGAGCUCAGAGCCCAGAAACAGUUUGAGCGCUCGGUCGAGGAGCGUGGGAGGCGCCUGGAGGAGCAGCGGCAGAAAGAAGGGCGCCGUCGAGCCGCCGUGGAGGAGAGGAAGAGGCAACUCUGUGAAGUGGAGAAGGAGCACCUGGAGGCACUGAUGAGGCGCUCGGGGGAACGCGGACCGCCGCUGGAGCAGAGACCCAAACGCUGGACGUGGGGAGGCCCGGCCCGAGCCUGCGAGGUACCAGAUUUCAUGAAACCACCAGGGUGUCCAGAUUCAGACCUGAUCGACUGCCUUUCCUCCUCACCCUCCUCUGCUGCUCUAGCUCAAACAGGAAGAGCCUCGCCCAGCCCCCACAGGUCACCUUACAAAGCAUCUCCCAGCAGAUCUGAGCGCAGGAAGACCAUCGCUUCAUCCAGAGCAUCAGAGGAAUCUCACGGUGUCGCCACCACUCCCAAAACCCCUCAGGCAGAGAAGCAAAACGGGGAGAAAGUCUUCAAUAACACUGAGAACGACUCCUCAGCGAAGCAUCUGGAAUCUCCCAUGACACCAACUAAGAGCAGCAAGAAAUCCGGCACACCUAAAAGGUCCAAGUCAUGUAAAAGUCGUCUUCAGUCUCCCUGUUCACCUGGGCUGUUUCCCACCUCACCCAUGAGGCACAAAGCCAUGACCCCUGGUGCCGACAGCAAUAAGAGAUGGGACAUAGAUGAGAAAGGAGGUGAAUUUAAAGGCUCUAGCACUCUAGAGAGGAAGACCUCCAGAACAGAGAAGAUCCCCAAAUCUACGAGCAGAGAACUUGAGUCUCCAGUGACUCCGACUGGGAAAGCCGGUACCACCGAUGCUGAGGAGGCCUCCAGACUGCUGGCUGAGAAACGCCGCCUCGCCCGGGUGCAGAAAGAGCAGGAGGAGAAGCAGCGGCUGGAGGAGGAGAGGCUUCGGGCCGAGGAGCUACAGAGGAAGCAGAUGGAGGAACAGGAGCGGAAGGAGCAGGAGGCCCGGCGUCUGGAGGAGGAGAAGCAAAGGCAAGAGGAAGAGUGCAGAAAGAAGGAGGAGGAGGACAAGCGGCAGAAGGCGAGACGUUUGAAAGACCUGCAGGACCAGCUGGACAGGGAGAGAGAAGAAGCUUUCCAGAGGAUACAGCGGGAGGCUGAGAGACAGCAACAGCACAGAGAGCAGCUGAAACUGCAGGAGGAGCAGGAGCGACUGCAGAGAAAGAAGCGGAUUGAAGAAAUCAUGAAAAGGACCAGAAAGACUGAUACAGAACCAAAGAAGGAUGAGCUGCACAUCGAGCCCAGCUCACCCCUGAUCCAGCCGGUUUCAGAAACACUGCUGGAGUCUAGAGAUGCUGCUCAGACUAACGGUCCCUCCAUUGGGAUUUCGGUGUUAAAGACCAAUGAAUUCCCAUCACCUGCUGGCUCACCUAUGAUAACCCUGGAGCCACUCGAAGCCAAGUGUAGUGCAGCAGAUGACCUAUCAGAUGGCGUCCAGUCCAUGGACGUCAGCCCAGUGUCCAGAGAGGAUCUGAUCCAGGAAUUUUCUCCCAUGUACGAGAGCGCUCAGGCUCUGGAUCUGCUGCGUCUAACCGGCCACGCUGCAUAUCCUAAAGCAGGGGAUCUGAACAAAAACCUGAUCCAGAGCUUCAGCAGUGCUGCUGCAGACUCAACGCUCAUCCAGAGUCUCGGACCAAGCAUGGACAAGCUUACUGUCUAGUGCAACAGGGUAUCUUCACAUCAUGGCUUUCAUUUAAAGGAAUGGAUUCAUCCUUCGUCUGUCGUGCCUCAGUUCCAGUUCUCCAACCUGUCUGCGCUCUGGAAAACGGAGAACAAGCACCGAUAUGAUUUGAUCAGAAAAGUAGUUAUACAUAGAAUCGAGCUUUGCCUUUUAGCCAUAGGUAUUCCAUUUCUAAAGAUUUCACUGUUGUCAUUGCCAGGGAAGGCAACUGUAAUACUGCGGUCAUAGUGAUAUUUAUAUUCCUGUAUAAUCUGUAGCGUUAAUGAAUGGUACAAAACACGAGGCUUGUAGCAGCUUUAUAAGAUGUUUUGCAUUUGCUGUGAAAGCAUAAAUGACCAGCAAACUGACUGUUUGUAUCUGUGUUGAGUGUGAUCUGUAAGUUAUGUGGGGUUCACAAAUAUUAAAUAUACUUCUACAGCAAACAAAGUAAAGGCUUGCAAAUACAUGCCGUCAUUUACGUAUUUAUUACAAUUGUUCAUAAUACUGUAUCACUGGCAAGGCCCUUAGCAAUGUUGGGCAAGCUACUGUAGCUACAUGGUGCACUAGAGUACACUAAAGUGUAUUUAAGCUACUUUAAUUACACUUAAGUUACACCCGUAAACGAUGGCACAUAUUCACUAAUUACCAAUAUUACCUUUAAGAUGUCAGAAAAUUUAAUCUUGUAAGUCACUUCUACUGCUAAUAAUACAAAUGAACACCUAGCUAAUGUCUGUACUUCUUUAUAUAAUAUGUAUUAUAUUAAAAUAAUAAUAUUUAGGCUGAAUUAAAUGUGUUCACUUUAAUUUAUAUAUUUUCAAAUCACAUUAGCUGUACUAACUUUAUGGGCACCACCGUACCACUGGCCCAGCCCACCACAGAAAGAAUUGGCAGCAGUAGCGACUCCUACUGUCUGCUUAAGGCGUCGACACAAGCGCCAGAUGAACAAGGAGAAAGAAAAAUAAAGGGUUACAAUUCUGUCUAAUUGAUACUACUACAAAACUCUAAAACGGGGAACUGAUAACAUUGCAGUGAUGCUACCGUCCAUUGUUGUACUAUGCAGGCCAGGCAAACCCCAGUAACUCUACAUUUUAAACAAAGUGUGACACAAAAUUUUAAAGCAACGCUGUGCUGUACAGUAACCGUGCUGAUUCCAAGCUCUCCUAUAUGCUGUGUAUGCGUAUCUUGUAAAAUGGCUCUGUUCAUACCAUCUUGUACACUCAGGGUGUUGGCAAACUUUGCAUGUGAGAUUAGUCAUAAUGAUAUCUGAUGUUCACUGGUGGGAUUAUGUAACGUAUAUGAUGCUGUCAUGUAACACACCCGGAGAACUUACUCAGCAAAGGACCUACUUGGAUGUUUAGACAUUCUAAAUGAUUCUGUUGUAUUAAAUGUUACAGAAGAUGCUGAGGAAAGUAUGAUUCGUUGUCACUUCAUGGUGAUAAAUGAUGCAUGGAUUAAAUGCUCUGGAGUCACUGAAACCUGGGAAAUGAAUAUAUCAAUAAAAUUAUUGAGCCACAA
Molecule: messenger RNA, 3368 nt
Organism: Trichomycterus rosablanca
Lineage: Eukaryota; Metazoa; Chordata; Actinopteri; Siluriformes; Trichomycteridae
Gene: map7d2b
Product: MAP7 domain containing 2b
Exons: 16
Coding region: 24-1853 (609 amino acids)
Biological process (GO): microtubule cytoskeleton organization
Cellular component (GO): microtubule cytoskeleton
Source: RefSeq, a predicted model, not a curated record